Molecule: messenger RNA, 704 nt
Organism: Solanum verrucosum
Lineage: Eukaryota; Viridiplantae; Streptophyta; Magnoliopsida; Solanales; Solanaceae
Exons: 4
Coding region: 124-636 (170 amino acids)
Biological process (GO): translation
Cellular component (GO): ribosome
Molecular function (GO): structural constituent of ribosome; 5S rRNA binding
Source: RefSeq, a predicted model, not a curated record
UGGUAUUUUGCAGAUAACCUGUUUGAUUAAAUUCCCCAAAGAGCGAGGCACCAAAAUGUCCAUUUUAGAGAAAUGGGUCUGCUUUGAUUUCUCUUAGCAAGUUAAAAAAACUAGCCUUAAAGAAUGACAACAAUGGCUUUGAGUAAUGUUUGUUCGCUAAAAAUCAAGACUUGUGAGCUCUUUGGAAUUUGUAUAAAUCACUCAUAUACCACUCUUCCUAUCCAAAUUAAAAGGUUAGACAUGAAGCCAUUAGUAAUUCAAGCUACAGCUAAAGCUAAAUCUCGGACUGAGAGUGCUAAACUUCGAAAUAGGCGAAUUCGAAAGAAGUUUAAUGGCACUCCUGAAAAACCAAGACUUUCAGUCUUCUUCUCAGAAAAACAGUUGUAUGCUACACUGAUAGAUGACCAGAACAAGAAGUGCUUGUUUUACGGAAGCACUUUGCAAAAAUCAAUCCGCGGUGAUCCACCUUGCAGCACCAUAGAAGCAGCAGAACGUGUUGGUGAGCAACUAGUGCAGACUUGUGUUGAUCUCAACAUCGAUGAAAUUUCAUCUUAUGAUCGAAAUGGUUUUGCUCGAGGAGAAAGAAUGCAAGCCUUUGAGAUUGCCAUUUCUCGACAUGGUUUCCUGUUCAAAUAGUUCUUCCUUAUUUUCUAUGUGCAUUUUGUAUAGCCUUUAAGAUUCUGGAGCUCUAACCUUUUACAAAA